Symbiodinium necroappetens is the source of this 822-nucleotide messenger RNA. The record is from the annotation of a GenBank genome assembly. NCBI's taxonomy places the organism in Eukaryota, Dinophyceae, Suessiales, Symbiodiniaceae.
AUGGGGAGUGGCGCCCAGUCGAAGCUCGCAGAUGCCAGCGCGGCGGACCUGGCAGGGGCGUACGGGGAGCUCCCAAACGAGGCGAAGAUCAAGCUGCAGGAGGCCAUGCAACUCCUGCAGGGCCACCCGGAGAUUCUUGGAGACAAGGGGAUGCCGCCAUGCGCUGACGCCCCCUGCCUCGCAUGUCGUUCGACCGCCUCGGGUGAGAUCGUGAAGCUUCCCGUGACCAAGGACUCUACGUACAAGGACUUGGCCGCCGCUUUGCGGGAGAAGCUGCCGGAAGCCAAGACGAAGGUCAUCCAGUUCUUUGUCUCCACAGACACCAGCAUGGAUGAGUACAAGACCUUGGGCGACCAGGGUUUUGACGAUGCGGGCCUUGCGAAUGCUGAAUUCAGCUACACCGCGUCGGAGCUCUCCGGGGAGAAGAUCAGCCAAGAGGAGGCACAGGCACCGUGGUUGCCUUUUGUUUCAAGCUGGCCACCGGAAAUCAAGGACAUCAAGGAGCUGACAGCCUUCAAGAAUCCACCCCAGUGCAUCCGGCUGGCCAUGGAGGGCGUUGCUUGUCUCCUGGAGAAGCCCCGAAAGAGCUGGGAGGAUCUGACGAAGAUGCUGUACGAGGAGGACUUCGUGGGGAGCAUGCAGUCUUUCCUGACGAAAGAGGUGCCUCUUGAAGCGCUGGUGGAGCUCCAGUGGUACUUGAAACAUCCUGAUUUGCAGAAGGACCAGCUGGAGAAAGUAUCCCGAUGUGCCACAAUCCUGCAAUCCGUGGUGAGCACCGCGUGCACCCUGACGCUGAUCAAGAAGCAGCAGGAAGCGUCCUGA